UAUAAAUUUUAUCUCUAUGUUCUUAUAUCGAAAAAGUGUAAAGAAGUCACAUUCAAAUCUCUGUCUGAUGUGUACUCUGCAUCCUAUUGAAAUACGUACUGUAACAUCACAAAGCCAAAUGCUGAUGGUUGCAGUUCUAACAUUAGAGAAGUGGUCAACAGGCUACAUCAGCAUCUGUACUUGGUGUAUUUAUUCUCAUCAGGACACAACCAACUUACCAGUUGGUAUUGCCUAAUUUGAUUACUCGACGGCAGCCAACUGACAUGGCCAUCAGACUGAGGUUAAGCCGCAUUAAGACAGCUUUUCGUCUCGUUUGGAGAGUCAGUUUUGAGUUUUGGGUAUCGCUUGUUGUUUAUUUCUUUGUGUGCUAUCUGCUCUACUGGCUCUAUGGAACCGUGGUUGCUUUCCUCCUGAUUUGCUGCUUCAGUGUAGUUGUACUCUACUUCACGGAGGACUCGUUUUUAUACUAUCCACAAAUACCUAGCAAUUCGCGGAUUUUUGUACCUCUGCCUUCAAUGUACAAUCUACCAUUUGAGAACAUUUAUACUAAGUCCAUUGAUGAAACUUUUCUUCACAUGUACUUCAUUUCACAGCCUGACCAUCUAUUCAAGAAGUGUCCAACAUUACUCUUUUUUCAUGGUAACUCUGGAAAUAUAGGACACAGGCUGGAUAACGUCAAAGGCAUCUAUGAUAAUGUACGUUGUAAUAUACUGAUGAUAGAAUAUAGAGGAUAUGGCCUUUCUCAGGGCUUUCCUUCAGAAGAAGGCUUGUACAUGGAUGCACAAGCAGGAUUGGAGUACUUGUAUUCUCGUAAUGAUAUUAAUACUAAUGAAAUCAUCGUUUUUGGACGAUCCUUAGGAGGAGCUGUUGCUAUUGAUAUAGCUGCAAAAGUUAAUUUUUCACAAAGAAUUUGGUGCCUUAUUAUUGAAAAUACUUUUACCAGUAUACCUGAUAUAGCUACAAUUCUAAUGAAAUCCAAAGUAUUGCAGUACCUUCCUUUAUUAUGUUAUAAAAAUAAGGUAUUUACAUAUUUUUUCAUUCAAACUAUCAGAACGUACUUAAUAGAUUUGUUUGAAGCUUUAGCUUGGAGAAGCUCAGAGGACCUCAAGGGCCUGUAA
Molecule: messenger RNA, 1118 nt
Organism: Copidosoma floridanum
Lineage: Eukaryota; Metazoa; Arthropoda; Insecta; Hymenoptera; Encyrtidae
Gene: Bem46
Product: abhydrolase domain containing 13-like protein Bem46
Cellular component (GO): membrane
Molecular function (GO): palmitoyl-(protein) hydrolase activity
Source: RefSeq, a predicted model, not a curated record